Molecule: messenger RNA, 1338 nt
Organism: Periophthalmus magnuspinnatus
Lineage: Eukaryota; Metazoa; Chordata; Actinopteri; Gobiiformes; Gobiidae
Product: dual specificity protein phosphatase 13-like
Exons: 4
Coding region: 84-668 (194 amino acids)
Biological process (GO): negative regulation of MAPK cascade; protein dephosphorylation
Cellular component (GO): cytoplasm
Molecular function (GO): MAP kinase phosphatase activity; protein tyrosine/serine/threonine phosphatase activity
Source: RefSeq, a predicted model, not a curated record
UGGAGUGAAUCUCACAGACAGCGGCCUACCGGACAGCACAACCUCUACCGCCAACAUUUUAAUACUUGGUCGUAGACAGAGACAUGCCUCGUGGUCUGAGCAGUGGGACGUCCUGCGAUGGGACCAACGGGGGGCGCUAUGAGACCCCUCCCGCCUCAGAACUACAGAGGCUCAUGUGGACCAAAAAGGGCGGCAGCAACAACCACAUGGACGAAGUCUAUCCGAGGAUUUACAUCGGAGACAUGUACGCGGCGAAGGAUAAGAAGGCGCUUCAGUCUCAUCUCAUCACUCACGUCCUCAACGCAGCAGACGGUAAAUACAACGUAAACACCGGGGCCGUUUUCUACAGAGACACUAAGAUCACGUAUUUCGGAGUGGAGGCGUUCGACAUGGCGAGCUUCGACAUCAGCCCCUUCUUCUACCCAGCAGCCAACUUCAUCAACAACGCACUCAGCUCCCCCACAGGUAAGGUGCUGGUUCACUGUGCGAUGGGCCUCAGCCGCUCCUCCUCUCUGGUUUUGGGGUAUCUGAUGAUCCACGAGGGGCUGACGCUGGUGCAGGCGCUGAAGGCCGUGAGCGAAAACCGAAACGUCUGCCCCAACAACGGCUUCUUGGAACAGCUCCGAGCUCUGGACUCCAAACUGCACUGUGGGGGUGGACCCAGGUAGAACGGGCAGUGCGGAGGUGGACCCAGGCACCGCUAGGCUACUGUUUAAGGAGACACAUCAGGCUAAAAUAUUAGUUUGAGCUUUCGACCAUAUCUUAUAACGUUCAAAAACAUACCUGUAGUUUUAUUUUGAGUGAGCAAAGAGUUAGCUUUACCAUUCCAUUGUAAUGUGUCAUUUAGACUCUGGAUGUGUUAAAUUGUAAAGAUCAUAACGUUGUAAAAUUAAUCAUGUUUGCAUUUUUUGCUAAAUCUAUUCCUGGAAAACAGGGGCGGCGCCAGGUAUUUUUGGUGGGAGGAGCUAAGGGGAGGCUAAGGUUUUCAAUGUGGGGGCUCACUUAGCAUGUUAAUUUAGAGCCUUUUAACAAUGGAGUGCACCCCAUACCAUGGUUGAGUCGCUGUUUUAAGUUUAAAUGAAGAUAGCUCCUGUAGUGAUUUAUAAAAGCUUUUUUUUUUUUACUGGAGUCUCAUUUUGAACAACACUUUUAGUCAAGAUUGGAUGUACUAUGAAAGUGGGGCAAAAAUCUUUGGGGGAGCUAUGGGAGGGGGCCAUUCUAGGGGUGGUUAGUGCCCCCUCAACCCCCUUCCUGGCGCCGCCCCUGUUUGAACCUUGUAAAUGGCAAAGAUUUAUUUUUUUCAAGUUUUAACAUGUUUGCCACAGGUUGCUUUAUUUA